AUGGAAUCUAAUGAGGUAGUCAUAGCAUCAUAUUUGUACAAGCGCUCGAAGAAAACUCACCAAUGGAAGAGCAGAUGGGUUGUAUUACGUCAACUUCAGCUCAGUUACUAUAAGGAUUCAAGCGAACAUAAACCAUUGAAGGUAAUUCCCAUUAAGAAUUUGCUUUCAACGAGUGAAGUUCAAGACAGUCAAAGAUUCAGAUUCGCAAUAUAUACCAAUAACAAGGUGAUACAUUUUAAAUGCGAAAGCGAGAAAGAGCUACGUAAAUGGAUGGAAUGUUUACGGGAGUUAAUUGACGAGCAUGAUGACACCAAGCAUAUGAUUAAAGAAGUUGAAAGAUUACAUAUGGAAUCAGAAGGACCCAUUUCCCCCACAGUAUUACCUCACUCACGACAAAAUCAACCGAAUGGAAAUUUACCUGAAAUUGUACCGCCGCCGCUAUCUGGAGAUCAGAGUGAUGGCGAAGAGUCAUCCUUUUAUAGUAGUGAAAUCAGUGAUUCGGGCUUUGCUCCCAAUACUUCUAUAACGCACAUCCCACCGCCUCCUACGAUCCAAGAAUUACAAGAGGAAGAAGAAAGAGAAGAGAAGUUAGAUUCUCAACGAAGUCAAUUGGAAGUAAAAGAUAAUGAAGCCAAUGAAUCAGUACGAUUAUCGGAACAUGAUGAAUACAUUGUGGAGCAAGGUUAUUUACUAAGGUUAAAAAAGAGAUUUAUGCAAUGGAAAAAGUACUACUUAGUACUUACUAAUAAAACACUUUAUUUCUACAAUUCGAAGCAAAGUGCACUUCUGAAGAAUAUAUUACCUUAUAAAACGAUAUCAUGUGACCAUAUUGUGGAUGUUAUCGAUGUUGAUCCAUUAUCUAGGUCAAAAGUUUGGUGUUUGCUUAUUAUCACUCCCACAAAAAGAAUACGAUUCUGUGCAUCCUCUGAAGAGGAGGUUGAAAAAUGGUUUGCUGCGCUUCAGGCUGUCAUAUUGAGCAACAAAAAGACAGAUUAA
Messenger RNA from Lizanozyma spartinae, 996 nucleotides. RefSeq lists its product as uncharacterized. The coding region runs from base 1 to 996 and encodes 331 amino acids. The transcript has a single exon. The record is from RefSeq and is a predicted model, not a curated record. NCBI's taxonomy places the organism in Eukaryota, Fungi, Ascomycota, Pichiomycetes, Serinales, Debaryomycetaceae.